UAGACAUGUGUUGUGUUCAAUUACUCUUGUCUCUUGUGUACAAUUCCUCAUCCCUUUUACCUCUUUUUUUCCCUCUAAAAAAUUGAAGUACACAUUAUAUUUAAUUCCAGUAAAUUAAAGACUAUGUUGUGAAGAAGGUGAAUAAUUCUCAAAGCAUGUCACCUCGAAAUUAGCCUUCAAAACUAUUCAACACCGAUUUUUGGGGUUAUGUUACCCCUGAAGAUGUUGGAAGUGGUGAGAGUGGUGGGAUGUUUAAAUUUCAUUCGAUUACCUGUUCGGAAAAACACAACAAAAGCGAUGAUCAUGAAGAAACGAAUGAAAGAGGACAAAGAAAAUUUUGGACCACUCCUAGAGACAGCGAAAGAAAGAAAAAAGAAAUCAAAGUCAACGAAGAAAAAUAACAAAAUAGAAAGACCUGAUGUGCCUGAAUCUGAAAUUUCUAAAAACAAUGUGAACGCUGCGGAAUUGACCUGGACGCUUAGUAGCAUUAAACAAAAAAAUUUACGAUUUAUACGAAAAACUAAUGAAGAUGAUAAACAAAAAAGUUGCAUUUCACGAACCGCAAAAAAUAAUGAAGUACCUACAACCAGAAAGGUAUUAGAGUCUACAGAUUCUAAUGGAAUUACUAAAAUCCCGAUUCAUUCUAUAAAAAUUGAAAAACAUAAUGAGCAAGACGAAGAGAUUGUUCCACUCUCGAGUACAAAUAUUGAAAGAAAAGUUGAAGAUGCUUUCGUGAAAGACAUGGGGGGCAGCGAUGAUAAAUCUUGUUACGAAAGUAUUAGAGAAGAAACUUUGCUGAAAUCUGAGGGAAAUGAUACAUCGUACUUUCCAAUAGCAAAUACCACAAAAGGAGAGGAUGAUAAAUGGAAAAGUACGGGAAUAGUUUCAUUGAAGCCGGAAGAACAGAAUGAAUAUUGUUUACCAGGAGUUACAAGGAUUUUGAAUGCGACAAUGUCAGAAGAGGCCAAAUUAAUAUUAGCGAAGUGGAAGAAGAAGAAGAUAAAGGAGUUGGGGGAGGAGGGAUUCGACGAAUACUGCAAGAGCCUGUUGGAGGAUAGUAAAAUUAUGCACUUGUUAAUUGAGAAGAGUCUGAGGAGAGAAGAACUUCCUGAAGUUCCGCAACACUUAAAACCUAGUUUUAACAGCGUUAAAUUAGUCUUGAAGGAUCUCUCUCACAUCAGGAUGUUGGAGUCCCAUGUGGUCCAUCCGACGUUGGGAUAUCGAGGGUUCAUUGAUUGUGUAGCCAGCUAUCGGGGGAAUCUCUGUAUAAUCGAUUGGAAAAAAUCGGAGAAGAUCAAGACCCUCAGCACAACUUACGACUCACCUUUACAAGUCAGUGCGUACAUUGGAGCCCUCAAUGCAGAUCCGAAUUAUCCGUUCCAGGUAAAGUCUGGUCUUGUGGUAAUAGCGUACACACGAGGGCAGCCACCCUCUGUUUUUGAAUUCACCGCAGCAAAACUCGAAUUUUACUGGAGGGAGUGGCUGAAAAGACUUGAGAAAUACAAAUCCAUGCAAAAUAUUUGAAACUUGUAUUUUUGAAAAUAAAUGAUUUUUUGUAUUGUUAA
Messenger RNA from Fopius arisanus, 1565 nucleotides. RefSeq names its product mitochondrial genome maintenance exonuclease 1. Gene Ontology annotation, molecular function: single-stranded DNA exodeoxyribonuclease activity. The coding region runs from base 208 to 1524 and encodes 438 amino acids. The record is from RefSeq and is a predicted model, not a curated record. The transcript has 4 exons. Gene Ontology annotation, biological process: mitochondrial DNA replication. Gene Ontology annotation, cellular component: mitochondrion. NCBI's taxonomy places the organism in Eukaryota, Metazoa, Arthropoda, Insecta, Hymenoptera, Braconidae.